AGUUUUUUAACCGAGGUGAAAUGAAUGUGGAAUCUUGUAAGCUUAGGAUGGAAACUAGCAUAAUUUGGGGAAUUUAUGGUUUCUUUAACUCCACGCCAAGCUAAGUAUUCCCCCCGCCGGCCCCUCCCAUGCAUGCAUUAUAUAUCCAUGCAUAUUAAUCUCUCUCUAAUUAUAUUAUGUUUCUCAAUCCCAAACCAAUUUAAUUAUUGCUUACAAAAAUGGGUGCACCAUCAUCAUUUCAUCCUCUCCCCAUUUUCUUGACUAUUUUAUCCUUGUUAUUAUCAUCAGGUGUAAGAAUAUGUGAGGGUGCCAGAGUUUUCACAAUGGUAAACAACUGCAAAGAGACUAUAUGGCCGGCGGUGACCCCCGGCCAGAGCUUCAACGGCGGGGGGUUCGCCCUGAAACCCGGCCAGUCGCUAGUCUUCACCGCUCCAGUGGCAUGGAGCGGCCGAAUCUGGGCCCGAACCGGGUGCAGGUUCGACAAGUCGGGCAACGGCACGUGCCAGACGGGCAGCUGCGGGACGUCCCUGAAGUGCGGGGCCUCCGGCGCGACCCCGGUCACGCUUGCCGAAUUUACCCUCGCGUCCCCGGACUUCUACGACGUGAGCCUCGUCGACGGGUUCAACGUCCCCGUGACGGUGCGGCCGCUGGGCGGGCGGGGCAACUGCAGCGUGGCCGGGUGCGUCGCGGACCUCCGCCCGAACUGCCCGUCGGAGCUCGCGGUCAGGGCGGGCGGCGGGAAGACGGUCGCGUGCCGGAGCGCGUGCGACGUGUUCGACACCGACGAGUACUGCUGCAAGGGCAUUUAUGGAAACCCGACGACUUGUCAGCCGACGUACUACUCGAAGAGGUUCAAGCAGGCUUGCCCUAAAGCUUAUAGUUAUGCAUAUGAUGACCCUUCCAGUAUUUUCACUUGCUCUGGGACUGAUUAUGUUGUCUCUUUCUGCACUUCCAAGACGGGAAGAGUAUGUACGUACCACGAACACAAUGUCCGCUGCAGUGGAUCAAAUGGGUUGAGAGCAUUCUUCGCCGGAUUCUUCAUUAUCCUUGCAGCUAAUAUAUGGAAUAUUAUUGUUUAGAAUUGAGGAAAAAUUGCAUACCAACAUUUUUAAACAUUUUAGAUUUUACAUAAAUAACUCAAGAUUGCAUAAUUAUUAGUGAAAUUUGCAGUAAACAGUAUUAAAACAUAUGUCAUUUUCUAAUAUAGUACUUAAGCUUUAUUAUUUGUUACGCAUGGAAAACGUGGGGCGCAAGGAGGCUUCUGGCUGGCAGU
Cuscuta campestris is the source of this 1273-nucleotide messenger RNA. The record is from the annotation of a GenBank genome assembly. NCBI's taxonomy places the organism in Eukaryota, Viridiplantae, Streptophyta, Magnoliopsida, Solanales, Convolvulaceae.